UGUAAAAUAUUUUAGCCGUUCCCGCCGGUUACGUGAAAUUUAACACACUAAUUUUACGGGGAUAGUACAAAGUUCGGUAUAAUUGAUGUUGCAUCUUAAUAUAUAUUUGUAUUAGUAAGUCAUUUAUAUUUUAUUCUAUUUAGCUUUGAUAUAUAAAUAGCCUUAAUUUUCACCAAAACAAAGUAAAUCUUGAAUUAGUAGAUAUUAAUUACAAUCAAAUUCCAAUUCCAAUUACAAAUGACUACUUCAUUUACCCCAGCAAAGUCAAGCUUCAAGGAUUUAUGGCAUACUUACAAUGGUAUAUUUCCUGGAAAAGCAAAAUACACAGAAAAACAAUAUCCUUCAUUUGAUGGAAAGGUCGUCAUCGUUACCGGUGCCAGUACUGGUGUAGGCUAUGAAGUUGUGAAAUCUUUAGCUGGUUCAACAAAUGCUAGAAUUUAUGCUUUUGCCAGAAACCCUGAAAAGACCAAGGCUGCAAUUAAGAAAAUUGAAUUAGAAGUAGCUCAAGAGUAUAAAAAAUCUAAAAUUGAUGUUCAUUUCAUUGAAAUUGAUUUCAGUGAUUUACCAUCAAUCAAACCAGCCGUAGAAGAAUUUCUCAAAAAGGAAGACAGAUUAGAUCUUAUUAUCCAUAAUGCUGGUGUGAUGACACCACCACCUGGAUCUGUUACAAAACAGGGAUAUGAAUUACAAUUAGGAACUAACAAUAUUGGACCACACUUGUUGCAAAGAUUAUUGGAUCCAUUGUUCAUUAAAACCUCCAAGACAAACAAACCAGGUGAAUCUAGAAUUGUUUGGGUUGCUUCCACCGCUAGUUUUCAUGCUCCUCUUGGUGCAAUCCACUAUGCUGAUCCUAACUUUAAGACAACUGAAGCUUCUCCAAUGGCUAUUUAUGGCCAAAGUAAAGCAGUCAGUAUUUUACAAUCGCGAUACUGGUCAAAAGCUAAUCCUGAAGCCACAAAUGUUAUAUCCUCAUCUUUAUGUCCUGGGUUCUUAAAGACAGAAUUGCAAAGACAUGUUGCUGGAAUUCAGGCAGUAGUCAUCAAUCUUAUGCUCCAUCCUAGAAGAAAUGGAGCCUACACUGAAUUAUUUGCUGCAUUUUCACCAGCAGUCAAAACUGGUGAUUAUAUCGAAUCAUUUGGUAAAAUUGGUAAAGCAAGAUAUGAUUUAGACGAAAAGGCCGCUAAGAAAGCCUGGGAAUUUUUAGAUAAAGAAAUUCAGCCAUACCUUUAAGAGUAAAGAGUAUAAAAUCUCUUAUUUAUUUAAUGUUAUAUUUCUUUAAUAGUGCAGAUAAUAAACAGUAAUAUU
This is a messenger RNA of Scheffersomyces amazonensis, 1305 nucleotides long. RefSeq lists its product as uncharacterized. The record is from RefSeq and is a predicted model, not a curated record. The transcript has a single exon. The coding region runs from base 238 to 1230 and encodes 330 amino acids. Lineage: Eukaryota; Fungi; Ascomycota; Pichiomycetes; Serinales; Debaryomycetaceae.